Messenger RNA from Aspergillus alliaceus, 861 nucleotides. RefSeq names its product putative DRAP deaminase. Gene Ontology annotation, molecular function: catalytic activity. The coding region runs from base 101 to 769 and encodes 222 amino acids. The transcript has a single exon. The record is from RefSeq and is a predicted model, not a curated record. Lineage: Eukaryota; Fungi; Ascomycota; Eurotiomycetes; Eurotiales; Aspergillaceae.
UUACUUAUAUACAGCGCUAGCAUCUGAACUCAUCCCUCCUGUUUAUCUUCUACCUUCUCGCUCGCUUUUCUUCUCCGUCGUUCUUAUAAAGUCGAGCAAUAUGCAAUCUCCACACCUGAAAUAUCUUCGAGAAUGCCUCUCUCUGGCUGAGAAAUCCCCACCCCGCCCGACCAAUUUUCGCGUCGGUGCAAUCCUCGUCUCCCGCAAGGAAGGUGAUUACAAUACGGAAGAGGAUCGGAUUCUCUCAUCCGGAUACACAAUGGAACUAGCGGGAAAUACACACGCAGAGCAAUGUUGUCUGUCCAAUUACGCCGCCGUGCAUUCCGUACCAGAUGAGCACGUGUGGGAGGUAUUGCCAUCUGAACCGGACCGUAAGUUAGUCAUGUAUGUCACAAUGGAGCCGUGUGGGAAGCGACUGUCAGGGAAUCUGCCUUGUGUGCAGAGGAUUAUCCGAACCCGCCAGGGAGAUCGGAAGGGUAUUCAGAAAGUAUACUUUGGGGUCAAGGAGCCGGGCACUUUUGUCGGGGGCUCCGAAGGGUGUAAGAUGCUGACGGCUGCCGGGAUUGAUUGGCAGGUGGUUGGUGGCUUGGAAAAGGAUAUUUUGGAGGUGGCUGUGGCUGGGCAUGACAAUCGCGAGGAGGAGAUUAAAACCGCUUUAGACGCGGUUGAGACCAAUAUAGAUGAUAUCAGCGAUGACGAGCGCCGCAGACAGCAGGAAGCGCCGCGAAACUCAAAGAAGAGAAUGAUGGAGGCAGAUUUGCUCGGCUGAACUUGCUCCAUGGUACUAGUAUGUGCAACUACAUGACCCAUCAUGAAUGAUAGAGAUCCUUAAUAUACAUAUUCACCUGACACAACAUUAAC